Molecule: messenger RNA, 3944 nt
Organism: Chrysoperla carnea
Lineage: Eukaryota; Metazoa; Arthropoda; Insecta; Neuroptera; Chrysopidae
Gene: brun
Product: protein brunelleschi
Exons: 10
Coding region: 162-3869 (1235 amino acids)
Cellular component (GO): trans-Golgi network
Source: RefSeq, a predicted model, not a curated record
GAUUAUUUGUCAAAAAAAAUUUUUGAUAGUUUUGACAUUAAAUUGCCAAAACGUAAGUGAAAAAUUAUCAUUUUAAAUGGAAUUAUAAUAUAUUUAAAUAAACACAAACACACGAAUCAGUUAUAAUGAAGUGCUUAAUGAAAGUUUUAUAAACAAAAUCAAUGCGUUCGUCAGUUAGUUACAUACUUUCUAGUGCAGCGAGUGAACCUAAUAUGUCUUAUCCUGAUUACGAACAAAUAUCACAUGAUCAUGCAGCUGUACUAAUACUAGUUCGUCAAAUUGGAACACAACUUAAGACAAAAACAUUUUCACGUCUGUUUGAACGAAUUUUACGUUGUAAUUGUCAUAAAAUUACUGAUUCGAGUGGUCAAGUGCGUGAAGUUUGGAUACGAUAUGUAAAAGAAUAUCCAGUGGAGAAUAAUGAUUGGGGUGAUUUUCAAACACAUCGAAAAUUGCUGGGUUUGAUUUCGUUGGGAAAAUAUGAUUCACAACAGGAGUUAAAUGAAAUAUGUCGCGUUCAUGAAAGUUUAAAAGUGAAAUAUACAAGUACAUUGUUCGAUACACGAUGUAUUUUAUUUGGACCAAGUGAACCCCCUGGUCUCACUGACGGCGAGAAAUUAGAAAAAGACAUCGAUAAUUUAAAUGAAGAAGAAAAGAAAACAUUUCAAACCCCAUCAAACUUUAAAACACGAGCAUUUUUCUACAACGAUGGAGAUCCAUGCGUCGAACUGGAAACACAUUUAUCUGAAUUUGUAAAUUCAUUAUUUUGGGUCUUAGAAUCUAAACGUUUGGAACGAUCCCGUGAAAAAAUUGAGCGUGUGUCAUUGCUGUUAGCUCCAUUCGAGAAGAAAGAUUUCGUUGGAUUGGAUUUAGAAUCGCGAAACAAUAAAAAAAGAUGUAUGGGUCGUAUUACCAAACAUUUGGGUGAUUUAUCCUUACAAGCAGGGUUAAUUAGUGAAAGUUUAACGUUUUAUUAUUCAGCUAGAGAUACUCUUAAAUCGGUUAACGAUUGGUUAUGGUUGGGGGCAGCUUAUGAAGGAUUAUGUGCCGCCUCUGUGUUAGUUUUAUAUCCAAAUUUUCAACGUAGUGUUCCUUUACAACGUAAUUCAAGUUUACAAGAUGGGUCUCCAGGGAAAUCACGUUCGAAUUCCGUUGUUUCAAUUCCUUCAACAGAAUUAAUACGUGUUCGAAAAGAUAUAACAAAUAUACUUUCUGAAGAUGAUAUUUCAAAGAAAUAUCGUGAAGCAAUUAUCCAUUACAGUAAAUAUCAAAAUGCUGGGAUUAUUGAGACGGAAGCGAGUUUUAAAGCUGCCAGGAUCUCUAUUGAACAAAAUCAAACACUACAAGCUGCUAGUUUUUUACAAAAUGUUGUGUUCAUUAAUUUAACGUUAAGUGAACAGGAGAAAAUACAACGAUUUGAAACUUUAUCGGAUUUAUAUACACAAAUUGGUUUUGUACGAAAAGCAUCGUUUUGCCAACGUUUGGGGGCAUCGAGAUAUGUUUCACAGAAUAAUCCAUCACCGAAUUGGAGUCAGUGUUAUAAUUUAAUGUUACAAAGUUUUUCUGGUUAUAAAUUAAGUUUAGAACCAAAUGAAAUGCUUGCGAAUCAAAGUUAUGGUUGGCAAACAUUACAAAUACAAUUACUACAAGAAAUUGUAGUUGCAGCUCGACGAAUGGGUCAUGGUGCGCUAGCGACUCGCCAUAUGACAUUUCUUUUACAGACAAUGUGGAAUCAUUUAACGCCACAAGAACAACGAGAUUUAUCGUUACAAUUACAGGGAUUAUCGUCUCAAUGUGAAGGUGCUCCUGUUCCAUUAGUACUAGAUUCUGGUAUUGUAAUACCACCGGCCAAUUUAACAAAUAUACCAAAAUGUAAAAUGUUCAAAAUACAAAAUUUAAAACCACAUUUGCAACCGCAAAAAAUUGAAAAAGAAAAAUUAGAUCAUGGACCAUUUUUAUUUACACCGAUACAUUUUGGUGGUUCUUUGGAUCGUAAAAAUAAAAAACCAAAAUCGAAAAUGGAUUUUUUAUGGGUAGAAAACGAUAUAUGUGAAGUACAAUUAACCUUAAUAAAUCCAUUACCAUUUGAGCUAAAAGUGUCAAAUAUGCGUUUACUAACAAAUGGUCCAGUAUUCGAAUCCAUUCCAGAAACAAUAUUAUUACCACCAGAAACACCACAAUUAACAACAUUAAUCGGUACACCAAAAGAGUGUGGCGAAUUAGAAAUAUUAGGUUAUAGUACACAUUCGUUAGGUGUUAAAUCAAAUUGUCGUUUAAAAAAUAUGGAAAAAUUUUUACCGCUAUAUAGUAUAGAUAUAAUUCCUGCCUUACCAGUAAUGGAUAUUAAAACAUCACUCCCACAAUCUGCAACAUUUUCUAAUUUUAGUAAUUACGAGAAUAUAGUAACAUCCGCAAGUUUAAGUUUAUAUAAUGGUGAAUCCGCUGAAUGUACAAUAACGCUUACAAAUACUAGUGACGUAAUAAUAGAAUUAUUGGAUGUAUCCAUACAAAGUGGUUUAGAACCAUCGGUGCAAGAUCAGAUAUUUAAAUGGUCUCAAUCAAAUUUAGAAUCACAAUUACCUUUAGCUUCAAAAGCUACCGCUAGUUUAACAUUAUAUUUAUAUUCGGCUACAAAUUUUUUGGGUCCUGUGCAAUAUUUAAGUGUUGGUGAAUUAAGUAGUGGUAUUUAUUGUAAUUCAUCACAUCCAAGCAGUUUAAUGUCAAUGUCAGUUGGUGGUCCAAGCUCUCUACCCUCUAGAAUUAAUUCCCCUGUACAUGGUAGUGCUAUGAUGGGCAGUAGUUUUCAUUCAGCACGACGAAAUGAAUUUAUGUCAUCUAGUUUCAGAUCAUCGAAUUCAGGACAAUCUAGUUUAGCUACAACAAUGGGCGGAGCGCGAUCGCCAUUACCUUCCGGUUUAACAUGUGUGCCAAUAAAUACUGUAUCGUCAACAAUUGAAGCUCAACUUAGAUUACGUUAUUCGGGUGGUUCUGGAUAUCAAACCGGUUAUUGUCGUACCAGUUCUGUAUAUAUUAGUUUAGAAAUGUUGCCAAGUGUACAAAUAACGAGUUGGGAUGUGAUACCAGCUGAAACAAAUUCUCAUUUUUAUCUAGUCCUUGAUAUAACGAACCUCACAUCACAAGAGAUGGAGUUACAUUACACACCCACAAAACAUAUAUUAAUUGAAGGACACAAAUGUUGUAGUGUUGCCGUGCCAUUAAAUCGUUGUCCAUUAUCGAAAUUAUCCAAAAUUUAUAUGGAUCAACAACAGUCUACAGUAAAUAAUUUAGAAUUAAAUAAAAUCUGUUCGGAGCAUAUUGCAAAUUCCGUUGAUUUACGAUGGCAUUUGCUGGGAACAGAUACAAAAGGCAAGGUAUCGUUAAAAGGUAUCACCUUAACACCAAAUAUGUUGGAUUUAGUUCGAAUGUCACCAUUAAAUUGGAAUGUAACGUUAAAUUCACAAAUUACUAAGUCACAAGAAGAAAUAUGUUUUAAUAUUGGUGAAUCGAUCACGUUAGGAAUACAAAUUAGUAAUAAUUUAGAAAGACCAUUACGACAAUUAACGCUUGAUAUACAAUUUUAUCAAGAUCAUCAGAAUGGUAUCAAUAAUUAUCGAUUGGAUACUCGAUUAGCAACAAUCGGUGCUACUAAAGUUUUACUGCCAACAUUAGAAGAACAGGGUCAAACUUACCAUGAAUGUAUUGUAAUAUUUUUUACACCAGGACAAUAUAAAGCUGACAUACAAUGUACCGCUCCAGAAAAUCUAAACGGAUCCAUAGACACAAAUAUCGGCGGUGCUAUUGUAGAUGGUCAACAAAGUGGACACACAUGGCGAUAUAUACCCCCUGUUGAAAUCCGAAUUAAUGAAUAACAAGACAGAAUGUUCAUGGAUAUUGUUAAUGAGCCUAAUAAUUAUAAUAAUGUACAGAAAUCAAAAAUGAACAAU